UCAAUAGAUAACUCGGUUGCUGAAGAAUUCAGUACGCGUUGCCAACAUCUCAUGUUGUCCACUAUUGCGAAAAUUGAAUGUUGUGUUUUGACAAAUAGAAGCGCGGGAAAUAUAAUUUGUUGAAUGAACUUAGUGAACUGUAAACAAAAUAAAUUUAAAUAACACGUCGGCGGUAAAAUUGUGUCAAUUCGCAGCUGCGUGCCAUAGCGUUCGUGUGUUACCGUAGGCCUGCAGAAGGCGGCAUCCUCUAGUUGUUACAGAGUGAUGUGGAUUACUUCCCGGCGACAACCCGAACCUGGAUUAUAAACAACUAUUGCAAUACACUGUAUUACAAAGUGCUACUUUUCAUAAACAUUAUCAUUUUGACGUUCCUUGACAAGUUUUCAAGCUAACAGCUGAAGAAGCCUGCAAGAUGAGCUUCAAUAAAAAUAACCCCAAUGCCGUGGGGAAAAUCAUGGACUACCUCAAGCAGCUCUCCACCGAGAUGGGUGGGAGCGAGCAAGCUCGCCGAGGACAAGGCGACGAGGAAAGGCUAUAUAGGACACGCGGUCCCAAGUACUCGCGUGUGCCUUCGAAGCCAACACUUUCUGCUUCAACCACUUCAACAUCUUUGGCGGCAUCUCUCGGAUCCCAGGGAACUUUGGUGCCCAAUUACGCUACGAUCCCAGAGAACGCUUCUACUGAGAGCAGCAGUGAAGACGAACAGGACUCAUUCGAGAACACCAGACGUCAUUUCCAGCAACUUCGCCAGAUCAGUCUAGGAAACGAGUUCAAGUACAAGAUGGAGAUGGAAAUCCAAGGCGCAAAGGAAGAGAAUUUGCGGAAUUCGAUCCCAUAUGUAAAACAAUUGAGUACAGACAACAACGCGAAGCGUGACUACAGCAUCAAUGGAGAUACUCCGCCAUAUGCACCGACGACACAACGUCUUUACCUGUGGACACAACUCUUGGCGGCAUUCGCAGUGUCUAUGGGCUCACUGAUUGUCGGAUUCUCGUCAGGCUACACUUCUCCUGCUUUGAUUAGCAUGAACAGCACUCUGCAUAUGACUAAAGAAGAGUCCACUUGGGUCGGUGGUCUUAUGCCCCUGGCAGCGUUGGUGGGUGGCAUAGCAGGAGGGCCUCUGAUUGAAGGUAUUGGAAGACGAUGGACCAUAAUGGGAAUGGCUCUACCAUUCUUCACCGGCUGGAUUUUAAUAGGAUCGGCGACAAAUGUAAUAAUGGUGUUCGCUGGACGAGUCUUCUGUGGCGUAUGCGUUGGAGUAGUCUCCCUGGCUUUCCCAGUAUAUCUUGGUGAAACACUACAGCCUGAAGUACGAGGUGCAUUCGGAUUGCUUCCCACAGCAUUCGGUAACACUGGAAUUCUUCUGGCAUUCUUUGUGGGUAGCUACCUUGACUGGUCAAAACUUGCAUACUUUGGAGCUGUGCUUCCUGUACCAUUCUUCUUACUUAUGCUGCUGACACCAGAAACUCCACGUUGGCUUGUGUCCAAGGGACGUUCCGAAGACGCACGCAAAGCCCUGCAGUGGCUCAGAGGCAGGAAAACAAAUGUUGAAAAAGAAAUGGGCGAUCUUACAUUGACACAGGCAGAUUCCGAUAGAAAAGGUGGAAAUGCACUUAAACAACUGUUUAAUUAUAAAUACAUGCCAGCCGUCCUUAUAUCUCUUGGAUUAAUGUUGUUCCAACAAUUGAGUGGAAUUAAUGCAGUAAUUUUCUAUGCCGCAUCAAUCUUUAAAAUGGCUGGCAGUAGUGUUGACGAAAAUUUGGCAAGUAUUAUUAUUGGAAUUGUCAACUUUAUUUCAACAUUUAUAGCGACUGCCAUUAUUGAUCGCCUGGGUCGCAAAAUGUUAUUGUACAUUUCCUCAGUUGCUAUGAUUAUUACACUUGUAUCUUUGGGAGCAUAUUUCUACGUUAAGGAUUCAGGAGUUGAUGUCACCGCUUAUGGUUGGUUACCACUUGCUUGCCUUGUUAUUUAUGUCCUUGGUUUCUCUAUUGGCUUUGGACCUAUUCCAUGGCUGAUGUUGGGCGAAAUUCUGCCAUCAAAGAUCCGUGGCACAGCCGCUUCUUUGGCGACUGGAUUUAACUGGACAUGUACUUUUAUUGUCACCAAAACUUUCCACAAUAUUAUUGAUGCCAUUAAUAUGUACGGUACCGUGUGGUUGUUUGCUGUUAUCUGUUUAGUGGGAUUGUUCUUCGUAAUAUUCUUUGUGCCUGAAACCCGAGGCAAGAGUUUGGAAGAAAUAGAAAGGAAAUUAACCGGAGGGUCGCGACGAGUGCGGAACAUUAACAGCAAGCAAUCACAAAAUUGCUAAUUUUAGAAUUCGCCUAAUGGUCGGGAAUUAUGUACAUUCCAAAUACUAAGUUAUGAACUGUAUUAGGAAGCAAAUUUUAGAAUAUGUAAUAAGGCAAAGCACUGAAUCAGUGCGGGCUGAAGACUGAAUGGGAAUGUAGCCAUAAGUGUUAUUUUAAUAGGUGUAUAUAGUAGAAAAUUAGAAUAGUUAAAUGUCUUGAAACAGUUCCUUUAGUUAUAAAAUUGUAGUAGCAUUCCGCUUUGCGACGGUGCUCGCUAUUAUUUUAGUUCCUAACUUUAUAUUGGAUCUGUUUUGGAAGACUCACUCAUAUUUAUAAUUAUCUUGUAAUUAAUUGUACAUAGAUGAAAAAUUGCUUUCCUAUUGCAUUGUAUACGUAUUGAGUUAACUAUACAAUUAAAAAUGCUUACUCAGAAUUGAAAUUAGGUUCAAUUCACUCAUAAGAAGCUUGAUGUAGAUCUGUAAACUAUAAUAUUUUAUUUAAUGGUCAUGACAAAUCUGUUUUAAGUACUAUAGUAACCAAAUAAUUAUUUUAAGCACUAGCUAAAUGUAUAUUCUUCCGUUUCUAUGUAUGAGACUCCGUAUAUUAUGGAGUUAAUAUUUAUUGUUGUUAUUUUUAAUACAAAAUAAUUUAUAAUUUA
Molecule: messenger RNA, 2946 nt
Organism: Spodoptera frugiperda (fall armyworm)
Lineage: Eukaryota; Metazoa; Arthropoda; Insecta; Lepidoptera; Noctuidae
Gene: Tret1
Product: facilitated trehalose transporter Tret1
Exons: 4
Coding region: 413-2308 (631 amino acids)
Biological process (GO): transmembrane transport; carbohydrate transport
Cellular component (GO): membrane
Molecular function (GO): sugar transmembrane transporter activity
Source: RefSeq, a predicted model, not a curated record